Aspergillus wentii DTO 134E9 is the source of this 1966-nucleotide messenger RNA. RefSeq names its product putative MFS glucose transporter. NCBI's taxonomy places the organism in Eukaryota, Fungi, Ascomycota, Eurotiomycetes, Eurotiales, Aspergillaceae. Gene Ontology annotation, cellular component: membrane. The record is from RefSeq and is a predicted model, not a curated record. Gene Ontology annotation, biological process: monosaccharide transmembrane transport. The transcript has 2 exons. The coding region runs from base 375 to 1862 and encodes 495 amino acids. Gene Ontology annotation, molecular function: hexose transmembrane transporter activity.
CUCAUAUCAGUUAGAAAUUCCGUUCAACUUUCAAUUCUCUUCUACAACCAUACAUAUUCUAUUUAGUCCUUUGGAAUAGAAAUUCUCGAUGCCUAGGGAGGCGGUGUCCCUUUUGGCCCGAAAUUGAAAAUCAUCACUUACUAUUGUCCACGAUCUGCAACGUCAUUUUGCGUGUUUCUGCGGCUCCGCCCCAACACUCAGUUUUGACUGAACCUCAGCCUCGUCCUCAGACUAUUAAUAUUCCACCACCCCCCUUUAGCCCUAUCCAUGCACGGGUCACAGAAACACAAAUGUGAAUAGGGUCAUUUAUUGAGGUGUCGAAAACAAACAACCCUCUUUCUCUCUCUUAGAACCGUACAACUUUCGAUCGCGCCAUGACCCCCACCGCCGAAUCUUACCCAUCGUCGUCAAGGGUAACGCCGUAUCUUAUCUACCUUGUGUUCAUCGCGACAUUAGGACCGCUUCAAUUUGGAUAUCAUCUGGCGGAACUCAAUGCCCCCCAAACGGUGGUCACCUGCGAUAGCAACAGCAUCAUCCAUCCGUACCAGAAAUUGGCAAGAUCCCAAGGCCUGCCACCAUGUAUUCCCAUGAACGCCUCUCAAUUUGGCUUCGUUUCUUCCAUCUAUACUCUCGGUGGUCUUUUGGGCGCCCUGCUAGCCGGACCUGUCUCCACCCGAUUCGGACGUCUAUUCGCCCUACGCGCCACAACCAUUUUUUUCAUCGCGGGGCCCAUCGCGGAAGCACUUGCGCCCACCAGCUAUAUAAUGGGCAUUGGUAGAUUGCUAUCUGGUGUUGGAGCAGGUGCUGGUAUUGUUGUUGGGCCGAUUUAUAUCUCCGAAGUAGCACCACCCAGUGGCAAGGGUUUUUUUGGUGCCUUCACCCAAGUCAUGACCAACGUGGGUAUUUUGAUAUCACAGACCCUGGGUUACUUUUUGAGCAGAGAAAGUAAAUGGAGAAUUAUACUUGCCGUUGCUGGAGUGAUUGGACUGUUGCAACUUAUUGGUCUCUUCUGGUUGCCAGAAAGCCCCGUCUGGCUUUCGGAGCAUCAAAAGGCGGGAGUGGCCAGGAAGGUGCUGCAAAAUAUCCGAGGCAGAGACACCGAUAUAGAAGGAGAAGUUGAAGAGUGGGAUGACUCUACGCGGUCCGCAGAUGGGUCUGAAGAAGCCGAAUCCCUGCUUGCACACUCGUCGAGAGCAGCUUCCAAGCAACCUCCAGUUACGAUACUGCAGGCUGUUAUAAACCCUCGCUACCGCCCAGCCAUUGUUGCUGUUGUGGGAGUAAUGGCCGCCCAGCAGCUCACUGGUAUCAAUAGUAUUAUUAUGUACAGUGUUUCCCUGUUGCAGUCCUUUAUCCCAACGACUGCGACCCUGUGGGCCGUGGUAAUUUCGGCCAUGAACCUCGUUAUUACUCUUGCAUGCACACCGUUGCCAGAUAAGAUUGGCAGGAAACCCUGCCUUCUUAUAAGCAUUGCUGGAAUGGGUAUCAAUUCCGUCCUGCUGGCUUGGGGUAUCUACUGCAACCAGAAAGGCUUGUCCGCAUUCGCCGUCGUGUUCUUUGUUGCUUCCUUUGCUGUUGGCCUGGGACCUGUGCCAUUUAUCCUAGCAUCUGAGCUCGUUGGACCUGAAGCCGUUGGCGCCACGCAAAGCUGGGCGCUGGCAGCCAACUGGAUCGCGACCUUUGUCGUGGCACAGUUCUUCCCGAUCCUCAACGAAAAGAUGUCAAUGGGGAAGAUUUACUGGGUCUUUGCGGCCAUGGCUGCAGUUCUCGGGAUGUUCAUCUACUCGUUUGUUCCGGAGACAAAAGGAAAAGCCAAUGCCGAUGAGGUUUGGGGGAGAGAAGAAGAGCGUCGAAGAGUGGAUUAAAUCUAAUAUAUAAUACUGUUAUACCACGAAUUUUAUGAAUCUAUACUAUCUAUUUUUGCAAGUGCUGUAUCUAACCGACUAAUAUAAUCAUCUUACAACACUAU